CUCUCUCCUCCUCCUCCUCCUCCGGGCCCCCCUGUCCCGAAAACACGGCGGCUGGUGCUGAAGCAGAGGCUGCGAGGAUGACGGUAAACCGACAGCGGAUCCAGAACAGAGGGAGAGUUGUCCCGUCGCUCCACUCCGGGAUAGGACUGAAGAAGAUACGAAACCCCGAGCGAAUGGUCAGGAUCGCUGUUGGAUACACAGGACACACCCCUCCCAAGAGUGAUGAAUCCGACGCCAACAAUGAGCCAGGCCAGUUAAAGAUCUACCUUCCCAAGAAGCUGCUGGAGUGUCUACCCAAAUGUUCCUCUCUGCCCAAGGAGCGCCAUCGCUGGAACACCAACGAGGAGAUUGCUGCAUAUCUCAUCACUUUUGAGAAACAUGAUGAGUGGCUGACGACAUCGCCAAAAACCAGGCCUCAGAAUGGCUCUAUGAUCCUCUACAACCGUAAAAAGGUGAAGUACAGGAAAGAUGGCUACUGCUGGAAGAAGAGGAAAGAUGGGAAGACCACCCGAGAGGAUCAUAUGAAGCUUAAAGUCCAGGGGGUAGAGUGUCUGUAUGGCUGCUACGUCCACUCCUCCAUCAUCCCCACCUUCCAUCGUAGAUGCUAUUGGCUGCUGCAGAACCCAGACAUAGUGCUGGUGCACUACCUGAACGUGCCGGCAGUGGAUGACAGCGGGAAGCCAUGCGGUCCGGUUCUCUGUUCCAUCAACACGGACAGGAAAGAGUGGGCCAAGUGGAGCAAAGAGGAGCUCAUUGGGCAACUCAAACCUAUGUGUGCUGGAAGCAGCCUGCAUCAGAAAUGUUCCAGUGUCAAGCAGCGCAUCAUCUCAUCCAAGCAGGAGUCAGGAACAGGAGGGGGGACAGCAGUAGGAACCAGCGUAGCGGCAGGCCAGAGAGCCGAGGAAGCAGAUGGCACAGAGGUCCAGAACAGUGAUGUAUCGGAGGGUCAGACCGAGCCUAACCCUGGUGGGGGGAGGAGCCGGGCAGGUGGAGCAGAGAGGAGGAAUGGCAGGAUAACCAAACCUUCCCUACUCCCACAGAGCAGCAUGGAGGUGUCUUCUUCCACCUCGACCAAUCAGGUGGAGGUUCCCGACACGACCCAAAGCUCGCCACUGUCUAUUGCAAGCGACAUGGCUGACAGCCCGGCUCUUGCCAUCGGAACCAGCUUGUCACAGAGUACCGCUGUGUUUAUGUCUGAGGUCACCACUCUGACCGGGGAUUCUGUUUACUCAGCCGGCCACACCCAUCUGUUGGCUUCCACCCAUGAGAGCGCCACCACUGGUAUCCUGUUGGCUGUUGCCCCUGACAACCAAAGGUUUGCAUCGUUCAGUGGAGGGUUAGGGGAGGGAGGAGAGUUGGUCCUGUCCAGUUCUUUAGACUCUGGUGUUGGAGUCAGCCUUCCUGAGACUACCAUGACCUUUGACCCUGACUGCUUCCUCAACAACCCCAAGCAGGGCCAAACGUACGGAGGAGGCGGGGGAAAGACCGAGGGCUGCAAUGGCGACGAUGGGGGGCUCCACUGCUCCACUAAUGGCUUUGUUUAUAACCCGGCACUCGUCAACAACAUCAAGACGGAAGCUGCGCCGCUGGAGCAGCCACUCUCAUCCCAGAGCAGCUACGUUGGAGAGGGAACUGGCCUCAGCCCCAGCACCACCCUGGAGCAGAUGGACUUCAGUGCCGUCAUGUCGUCGGCCUGCGUCUCCAGCCUUAGCCAGCCGUCGCACCACCCUUCUCCCGGCCUCUUCCUCCAGGCCUCCCCCCAGACAGCCCAGCCAUCUCAGCUGCAGGUCAAUGGCACCAAGGUAGCCCAGGAAUCCAGUGAAACCAGGGUCUACAUGGGCCUGCCCCCAGUGGUCACCGAUUCUCCUGUCACUAAUGGAGAACCCCACACACACCUCCACCAGGCCAGCACAGACCAGCAGGCCCUGUGUGCGAGAAACGGGCAGGCGGCUGUCGGGUCAUUUCCCCUGACCACACAGGACGUCGAGCAACCAGGCAGCAGGGCUCAUCAGGAGGUGGCCACCUUAGAGAAACCAACUGAAAAUGGAGAAGAGUUACUUCUCAAGGCUGGGGAUCCUCACGAGGCCUAUACGAGCGUCGAUGCCAAGCACUACCUGCAGCCCACAGAUGACACUGGAGGGGGGGACGAGGGUGGAGGGGGUGGAGGAGGAGCAGAAAAUGAAAUUAUAUGUAAUGGUGUGAGCAUUUCAGGCACCAGUAGCUCAGUGGGGGCCAGUCCUCAGGCUAUAGCUAUAGGUUCAAACAUUGAGGGCGCUCUCUACAACUCCCCCCUUCCUCAGCAAGGAGGGGGGGUAUCAGCAGCAACGGCUGGCGCCGGAGCAGCCAUCAGUCUGGAAGGAUUUGAGGCUUCAUUCGGAAGCCAGUUCUCCGAUCUUAUCAACGAUUUCAUCUCAGUAGAAGGGUCAGGGGGCGGGGUGGCGGCAGCGGUCUCUGGGGUUCUGAUGCCCCAAGAGGGGGCGGCAGGCGAGGAGCACGGCACAGCAGCCGGUCACCUGCAGGGGUCCGAGGUGGAGCAGGGGGCGCUGGGACUGCUCCAGGAGACGGGCAGGCUUUUCGGUGUGACGGACUACUCCCCAGAGUGGUCUUAUCCAGAGGGGGGAGUGAAAGUGUUGAUCACAGGUCCAUGGUUGGAGUCCAGCAGUGAGUACAGCUGUCUCUUUGACCACAUCAGCGUCCCUGCUGCCCUCAUCCAGCCUGGGGUACUGCGCUGCUAUUGCCCAGCCCAUGACACAGGACUGGUGAUGCUGCAGGUUGCCAUGGGUGGCGAGGUCAUCUCUUCUUCUGUGGUGUUUGAAUAUAAAGCACGUGACCUCCCGGCACUGCCAUCUUCUCAGCACGACUGGCUGUCCCUGGAUGACACCCAGUUCAGGAUGUCCAUCUUGGAGCGUCUGGAGCAAAUGGAGCAAAGGAUGGCUGAAAUAACCAAUCAGAACCCCAGCUCAGAAGCCAUGGCAACCAAGGGUGGAGGAUUGGAGGGGGGAGGAGCCAAUGAUCAGCGGUCUCAAAGCUCCCCUGAUCAGAGCACGUUUGAGGGCCGAGUGGUGGUGGUGUGUGAGAAGAUGAUGUCUCAGCCCUGCUGGACUUCUUCUAACCAGCUCGUCCACAGUAAGAACUCCAGAGGAAUGACGCUGCUGCAUCUGGCCGCAGCCCAGGGUUAUGCAGGACUCAUCCAGACACUCAUUCGCUGGCGGACAAAGCAUGCCGACAGCAUUGACCUUGAGCUGGAAGUGGAUCCCCUUAAUGUCGACCACUUCUCCUGCACGCCGCUCAUGUGGGCAUGUGCUCUGGGACAUACGGAGGCAGCACUGGUUCUUUACCAGUGGGACCCAAGAGCUUUAGCCAUUCCUGACUCUCUUGGCCGCCUGCCGCUGAACAUUGCCCGAUCCCGCGGUCACACUCGAUUGGCUGAGCUUUUGGAGCAGCUGCAGCAGAGUCCUCAAACUAAGGGGCAGUCUGCGGAUAGUUGGAUCGACAAGUGGAAAGGAGGGUCACAGAACGGUGGGAUCAGUAACAGCUCCAGCACUAACCCAAGCCCAGAGGUGAGAAGGAAAAGAACAGAGAGCCAACCAUUAAACCAGAACCAGAGCUGGAGCCAAACUGGUCAAAGAUCCCAACAGGGAGCCAAUGUGGAACAGGGAGGCCCGCCCCCAGCCAAACGACCCAAAUCAAACCCUGCGAGCCAGCGGCAGCUCGCUAACUCAACCCCUGGCACCAACACCAUCAGCCCCCCCCUCGAACCCUCCCAGAAGCCAAAUCCUCUCCAAUCCAUUCUACCCAACUCACAAAAAAAUGACCUCAGCUAUCAGAGGGCACCUCUUUCCAGCUCCACCCCUGACCGGCCUCCAUUCCCCGGUGCCCCGUUCUCUCACCUGCAGGCCAGGAUAAGGGGGUCUGAGAGGGGCAACAUGUGGAGUCUGAGGCGCUCGUUUGGGCAAAACAGUCUGGUCAGGAGAAUUCAAGGAAAAGAACGGCUGGCAAUUCAUCUGAGACAGAGGGUGCUGUCUGACAGGGGGGAGGAGACUGAGCUGCUGACCUAUCAGGAUAACACAGAUGACUUGCAGGUGGACAUUACGAUGCUUGCUGAUCACAUCAUGGAUGCUUCAGCUGGAAGACAUAAGCAGACUGCAGCCACUGAAGCAGGUUCUGCAAAGGCUGCGAUCAGCAGUGAUGUCAAGUCAUUGUCUGGUUACCUUGAAGAAGUGGAAAGGUUUCUAAAAUCUAAGCCCCAGGCUACAAGCCCCAAACCAAAUUCACUCUCAGGGCUGGAGGAGCAGACGACUCCUCAUGCAAACCAAGCGCCCUCGUCUACCUUUGACUGGAGCUCCUUCCUCUGUGCAGCUAUGAAAGAGGAAAAGUUGAAAACAGAUUCCUCUUGUCUAGCUAUGACUGAGGCAGAGCAGCACGAACUGUACGAAACCAUCAGGCAUGCUCUGCACUCCCUCAGAAAACACAAGGGUCCCCUUCAGGAACAACACAAAGAGAUAGCAGCAGUGAUUCAACGCUGCUACAAGAGAUACAAGCAGUAUGCACUUUAUAAGAGGAUGACUUUAGCAGCCAUCCUGAUCCAGAGUCGUUUCCGGAGUUUCCACGAACAGAGGAAGUUCCAGCAGAGCCGUAGAGCCGCGGUCCUCAUCCAGCAAUACUACCGCUCCUACAAGCACUCCCUCAGCAGCCUCCUCACUAAAAAACAGAACCAGGCUGCUCGUAAGAUCCUGAGGUUCCUGCUCCGCUGCCGUCACAGCCCCUUGAUGGACCACAGGCCUCUGAAACAGGUGAGUCCCCACUUGCUCCCUCUCUUUCGGAGGCUGAUGCCUGUUUGCAUGACAGCGGAAGGAGAGGGAGAGGUAGAGGAGUUCCUAGAUCAUAAUCCAUCCCUCCUGCUCUCCUCUUUCCCCCCUAUACUGUAUCUCUCUCUCUCUCUCUCUCUCUCUCUGUCUCCCUCUAAGGACUGUCGAAUGAUGACAACAAAUGUGCAUGACUGACAGAUAGAGAAGCAGGGCCAGAGAGCAGAGAAAGGCCAGGGGUCCUGAAAAUGCGUCACCAGGCCCCGCGCACAGCCCCCUCAGCCUGUGAGCAAUCAACUCCCCCAAUACAUCUCUCCCUCCCUACCCUCCCUCCCUUUUUCCAUUUCCCAGCCUCUCCUCUUUGCUCUUAACCCCCCUGGCCUCAUUUCUCAAGAGGAAAAAAAAAGAAAGAAAACUAACUAAAAAAAACUCUUCCCAGACAGACUGAGGACAGGAUAGGUGUCCAUCAUGGCAGCUCAGACAGACAGACUGCUGGGCAGAGCCCCAGAACCAGGCUCUGCUCACAGCACUGAUCCUCCUCCAGUUUAACUGGGAGGCCAUCACAUUAACCUCAUUGGCAUUUUUUGCACUCCUCAUGGGUAUGUUUCUUUGCAAGAGCAAGUUGUCAAGCGGGAUGAGUAGAAAAAAGGGAUAAAAAGAGGGAAUUGCGUGAGGACGACGUCCUGCUGUUUAAGGCAGCAGCUGGAUGUGCUGAAGAGGCUCAGGCUGGGAACAACUGGAUCAAGAAAGAGGCGACUUUCAACAUGCAAAAAAACACACAAAACCCGCUGUUUUUUUUCUUGUUGUUUUUUUGUAUCAAAACAGAGAUCUGUGAAAGAAGAAGAAACCAUAAACCAAAAAAACUCACUUCUAUGUUGCAUUUGCAUGCAAGGUUUUUUCCCCUCCUCAGCUUAUUCCUCCUCUAUAUCAUCCUACAGAGCUACAGUGGCAAAUCAUUCUGCUGAUUCAGUAUCUCACAGUAUCACCCAACCACUCUGACUCACCGGCUUACAAAGCUAUUAGUCACCUAAUCCAGAAAAGAAAAAAAAGGGGGAGGAACUGCACUUGAAUGUAUGAGGAGCAUUGUUAGAUAAAAGGGAAGCGGCCUGAAAAACGAUGUCUUAAUUUGCUACAUGGACUUUGUAUGGAGUCGUUCUCAGUGGCAGCACUUUUGCUCGCCCGACGUGGUGUGUCCGUGUUCGUUCAAUUCAAUGCAUGUGUUUGAGCUAUGAGCUCCUGCAUGCUUGCCAAAACCGCUUUAGUGUUGUUUCUUUUUUGUAUUUCUAUGUGUAAUUGUGUCUCAUGUCUUCAUCGACUUAUCCUUGCCCUGUGUAAUGUGAACCGUGUAAGGACAAAAUGACUUCUUUUUGGUGCUUUAUUUAUUAUUUAUUUAUUUAAGGGUCUAAUUCUUUGCUGAACUGGCUCUAGAGUGGUUUAGUUCCAGAUUGGUCCCUCAAUCCAAACCCCUCCCCACCCGGUGUGAUAAAAUACGACAUGUUCCAGUGGUUAAACGUCUCUGUUAGUUUGUUCUGCGUGAACCUCCAAAUCAUGACUAUGGUUUCGAGGACAGAGUCACAUAACAUUGCCUUGACUUCUUCUUGACUCCGAGAGGUCUCUAUGCUUGCUCUGUAAAGGACACGGGUCCUAUACUUGCCCCUAUACAGGGCACCGCUCCCUGUAUUGGCCCUAUACGGGCGGUCAAAUCCAUAUUUUGGACUAUUGCAUAUUUCUGUACAUAAACUGACGAGGUAAGGGGAUACAAGGACCCUGAAACUUUUUCAUAAGAAGACUGUAUUUAAGAUUAUAAAUUAUUUUACUUCCCGUAACGAGAACUUUAGACAGAGAUCUGGGUACACAGGACGGCAUAUUGCUUGUAAAUAAUGUAGAUAAUACAAACGGAAUAAUGUGCAUGAGAUUUAAGACAAAAGAAACAGCUAAAAGAACAUGUUAGUGGCUAUGGACUGUGAGAGGAUUUUAACUGCUUCACUUUAAGAGUAUCCAGUAUAAGUGUUAUUUAAAAAGGACAUUUUCUUAAAAGCAUGCAAAAGAAAAAUCUAACAUUAGAACUAUAAGUGGGAAAACAAAGUAAGCUGAAAUCAUGAUCUUUCAGACAAAAAAAAAAAACAAAAUGAAACAAAAAACAUUUACACGUUGUGCUUUUGUUUCUUGGCUAGCAAAAAUUAAACCCGUUUUGCCAGUAGUGCCAAUCAUUAUGAAUGCUACUUUUGCCUAACAACACAGUAUGUUAUGCUGGGGAAACCAGUACCCAGAAGUCUUCAGUAAGAUCCACAGAGGCAGCACAUGUUGACAGUAAACAGUAGUAACGUAGCUCUAGCUCAGAUGUAGAACUACGACUCCUAGAGUUCUGUCUAAAAACGUAUGCAUAAAAGGAUGAUGGAGACGAUGCAAGUAUAAAUGAUGAUGCUGAUGGUGCCGAUGACUAUGAGGUUUUAAAUGUGAAUGCUGUGACUGGUGAUUCAUAAAGGGAAGAGGGUGCUGCAGUGGAUGUGAAAUGUCUGCACACACAGAUUAGAAAUCAUAUCUCUCCUCUGUUAUUGUGAAAUUGAAUUGGCUUUAAUGAAAUAAUUUUAUUGUGAAUCUGUUUAUUUGGUUCAUUGCUUCAUAAUUUAAUUCAACCCUAUAUCCUAAAGCGCUCUGGGACCUUUUGUCUGAGAAAUAUGCAUCAUGACCGAAAUUCACUUAUUUAUUUUGCUUAUACAAGCUGCAUAUAUUGGUUGAAAUUAGAUUAAUAAAAAAAACACAUAUAAUGUGGUUGCAUAAGUGUGCACAACUCUAAAUUAAAACUUUUGGAUUUUAUUGCAGUGGGUUUUAUGUUGUGGGAGGAGAAAGUCAGCAGGAUACAUUUUCACUUGGCAAUAUUUUCUUUCUCUUUAAAAAAA
Cyprinodon variegatus (sheepshead minnow) is the source of this 7705-nucleotide messenger RNA. It is a transcript of the gene camta1, whose product is annotated as calmodulin binding transcription activator 1. Gene Ontology annotation, biological process: regulation of transcription by RNA polymerase II. Gene Ontology annotation, cellular component: nucleus. Gene Ontology annotation, molecular function: double-stranded DNA binding; protein binding; transcription coregulator activity. The record is from RefSeq and is a predicted model, not a curated record. Bases 78 to 5003 code for a protein of 1641 amino acids. NCBI's taxonomy places the organism in Eukaryota, Metazoa, Chordata, Actinopteri, Cyprinodontiformes, Cyprinodontidae. The transcript is spliced from 22 exons.